Molecule: messenger RNA, 4619 nt
Organism: Apus apus (common swift)
Lineage: Eukaryota; Metazoa; Chordata; Aves; Apodiformes; Apodidae
Gene: NEDD9
Product: neural precursor cell expressed, developmentally down-regulated 9
Exons: 7
Coding region: 55-2526 (823 amino acids)
Biological process (GO): cell migration; cell surface receptor protein tyrosine kinase signaling pathway
Cellular component (GO): plasma membrane; cytoplasm
Molecular function (GO): protein binding
Source: RefSeq, a predicted model, not a curated record
GAUGCGGCGCGCGGCGGGGUAGGGGUCGGUGCGGCGCGCGCGCUCUCCGCAGCCAUGAAGUACAAGAACCUUAUGGCAAGAGCCCUGUACGAUAAUGUCCCCGAAUGUGCAGAAGAGCUGGCCUUCCGCAAAGGAGACAUUCUGACAGUGAUAGAACAGAAUACUGAAGGUCUUGAAGGAUGGUGGCUCUGCUCCUUACAUGGCCGGCAAGGCAUCGUUCCAGGCAACCGUGUGAAACUGCUGAUAGGUCCAGUGGUACAGGACAGUCCUUCUGGCCAGGAUAUGUCCAAUUCAGGAUUGAUGCAUCAGUCCUUCAACCAGCAAAAGAUCUACCAAGUGCCAAGUUCACAUGCCUCAGCACGGGAUCCUGUCUACCAAGUGCCACCUUCACAUCUGAAUCAGGGAAUUUACCAAAUACCCACUGGUCAUGGUCUAGUAGGACAAGAUACUUACCAGGUGCCACCCUCCAUGCAGAGAUGUAUUGAUGGUCCAGCUUUGACUAACAAGGUAAUAACUCCAGUCAGGUCAGGACAAGGUUAUGUUUAUGAAUUCCCCUCCAAAUACCAGAAGGACACCUACGAUAUCCCCCCUGUUCGUCCUCUCCAAGGGAUAUAUGACAUUCCCCCCACAUCGGUUAAGGGGCCUGCACUGCCAGUUCCCAUGGGAGAAGCAAAAGCUUUAGGAGUCUAUGACAUACCACCUGCCAAAGGGGUCUAUGCUACACCUCCAUCUGCAUGCCGGGAUGAUACAGGCCUGAGGGAAAAUUUGCAGGAUUUUCCACCUCCAGUGGGCCACAGUGUAAGACCAGAAGGAGUAUAUGAUAUUCCUCCUCCCAUCACCAAAGCAACUGGGAAAGAACUUAAUAAAUUUUCUCCUGAGAGCCUUUUAUUGCCAGAUGGAGUGCUGCAGAAACAGAAUGUUUAUGACAUCCCAGUAAACCAUCAAAACCAUUUUCUUGGACUGCAAAUUGCACCUCAAAAAGAUGUUUAUGAUACCCCAAGGGGUACUGCAUUCCUGGGACAGCAGACAGGACUUGGUGAAAGUCUCAUCCCAGAAGGAAGAGAAGGUGUAUAUGAUGUGCCACCAUCCGUCCUCCAAGACACUAAAGGCUUACAGGAUGUGACUGAUGGGAUAAAUAGGUUGUCUUUCUCCAGCACAGGAAGUACAAGGAGCAACAUGUCCACAUCUUCAACAACAUCAAAAGACUCUUCUUUCUCACCAUCAUCUGCACAGGACAAAAGACUAAUCCUCGAUCCAGACACUGCUAUAGAGAGGCUGUAUCGCCUCCAGCAGAUGGUGGAGACAGCUGUCAAUAACCUCCUGGCCUUCAUUACAGCAGACUGGCGGUCUUAUGGAUAUAUGGAGAAACACAUCAAUGAAAUUCACACAGCUGUGGAUAAGGUAGAGCAGUCACUGUUGGAGUACCUCCAGUUUGCGAAAGGAUCAGCAGCCAACGCUUCCUGCCUAUCCGAGUUCAGCCUCCUUAACAAAAUGAGGAGGGAAGUGCAAAGGCUGGAAGACUCUCACCAGAUCCUUACCCAAACCAGUCACGACUUGAACAGCUACAACUGGUCUUUGAAUGUUCUGGCUGUCAACAGACUGCAGAACAAGUGCGAUGACCUGGAUCGGUUUGUUAUGGUGGCAAGGACAGUCCCAGAUGAUGCCAAGCAGCUGACCACUACCAUCAGCGUCAAUGCAGAGGUGCUCUUCAAACAGGCACUGAGCAGCUCACGUUUCAAAAACACACCAGAGAAUAUCAUGAACACUCCUGACUACCUGUAUGACAAGCAGCGUCACGGAGAAAAAGCACAGAACCACUGCAGUUCCCUUCCUCCUCUCCUGAAUAAAGGUCAGCACCCUCACAGUACUGCCAGUGAGACCUCGGAAAAGAGCUGGAUGGAUGACUACGAUUACGUUCACUUACAGGGCAAAGAAGAGUUUGAAAGGCAGCAGAGGGAACUGCUGGAAAAAGAAAAUAUCAUGAAGCAGAGCAAAAUGGAGCUAGAGCACCAUCAGAUCAAUCAGUUUCAACGCCUGGAGCAAGAGAUCACAAAGCCAGUAGAGAAUGACAUCUCCAAAUGGAAGCCACCUCAAGCUCUCCAGACUGCAACCAGCACUGCCACCUCCCAUGACAGCCAGCUGCUUUUAUUCUAUUCUGACCAAUGCGAGACCCACUUCAACAUCCUCCUCAACGCCAUCGACGCCUUUUUCAGUUGCGUCAGCGCUUCUCAGCCCCCCCGGAUCUUCGUGGCUCACAGCAAAUUUGUCAUCCUGAGCGCUCACAAACUCGUGUUCAUUGGGGACAUGCUCACCAGGCAAGUGACGACUCAGGACAUAUGCAACAAGGUGAUGAACUCCAGCAACCAGUUGUGUGAACUGCUGAAGAGUGUCGUUCAGGCUACCAAGACGGCUGCCUUGCAGUACCCCAACACAGCAGCCCUGCAGAAGAUGGUGGACCGAGUCACGGAGCUGUCUCGUCAGGCACAGUUGUUCAAACUCUCACUGGUCCGAAUGGCCUCCUUAUGAAAGCCCAUGGGAGCCAGUCCAUGAGCAGCAAAACAGAAGAGCAAACAAACUGGAGCUAUUUUUGUGUAAAUGUUAUCAUUUUUUAUAUAUAUAUAUAUAUAAUUUUUUUUCAGAUGUUUUUAUGAAAUAUUUCAAAUUCAUUCUUACACAUCAGAGAAUCUAAUGAAAUCAGGGAUCUGGGAAUAUAUCUGGUUCUGUGUUACGUUUCUAAUACACAUUUAGAUUUGUAUACACUGCAUAUAUGUAUAUGUUGCUACAUUCCCUAAAACUUCAAUUAAGCACCUUAAAAAUUAUGCGUCGGGUAAGCAGUGCGUAUCUUUUGUAUAUACUGCCUGUUUCCUCAGUUUAUUUGUUAACUGGAUGCUGCACUCUUCUUGUUCCAUUCCAUCUUGAUUUUGGCACAUGGACUUGGUCGUGAAACCUACUUGUAGCCAUCCAUGAAGCAAGUGUAAUGGUUCUCAUAGAACUCCAUUCCCUUCCUAGAAAUGACUUUCUAUAGGUUAAUUCCAUUAACUUUCACUCUCCUCUUGAUGUUAUUUUGUACAGUUUUGGAUUAUUCUCACUAGCAUAUAUGCACAACUGCAACAAGCAGCAUAUCAAGCAAGGUGUACAGCAUUUGGGAGAAAAGCAUUUUUAGGCCAUAUAAGAAACAAAACCUUCUAAGGAGGAAGGCACAGAUGUAACUAUUUAACAUGUUAUGACAUUCAGAUUUCACUAUUUGUAAUAACUGUGCAACAUGGGAUUUCAAAACGUGGGUGGAUUCCCAGCAAUGUAAAUUCAUACACAUUUACCUUCUUAAGUCCUUGCAUUGGCAAUUAACAAUCAGGCUCAAAAGCCUCAUUUUUUAUGGCCUCAGAGUUAUCCUGAGAGUGUCCCAGGGUCCAUUGGGCACAUCUUUGAGGCUGCAAAUGAGCAAUGUCUCAAAAUUCCAGGCCGUUCCAGAGGGAUUAACAUACAAAUUGUAAUUUGUAUGGAAAGAAAUCAGCUUAAUUUGAAAUACUAGAUAUUUAAACAUCUCUGUAGCAUAUACACAAUUUAAUGGAGAAAUAGCACUUAUUUUUCUAGGACAUGUUCUUGGGAAUUAAUUGCACCUGUUGCAAUUCUGACUUCCCUUCACCUGUUGUUUUGGUUUUUUUUCCAAAUUCUGUAACUUGGGUGCUGGCCCUUCUGCACUACACUGUAGCCAAAAAUAAGCUCCUGUUUUAAUGGGGCCAUUCCAUCAGGAAGUACACACAAUCCCACCCAGGAGUUUUCAGUUUAGACCCUGUAAAAUUGUUAGCAGAGUGGUAGACUCCUUUAGAAAUGUUAUCUAUGCCAGCUUCUCCAAAAUACAUACAAGCUUAUUUGGUGCUCACUGCCUUUUUUGAACCCCCUAAAAUUCAGUCACAGAACCCAUUUGCCCAUGGUCCUCAGACUGAAAACCGUGCUUCACAGUGAGCAAUAGCUCAGGUAAAUUCCAGGCAAUUCUGGCAUUUUUAAAGCUGAAACACUACUGAUUGUGCAAGCACUACUUGCAUAAUCCAAGGUAGUCCCACAUGGACAUUUUUUGAGCAUGCCUAGAAAGCAGGCACUUCUGCCUAACUUCUCCCUUUCCCAGUUUGUAUCCAAACACGUGCCUUACUGAAAUGGGAUUUGCUGCCUUCGGUAACAAAACCAUUUCAGCAGAGUAUGAAAUCUUGCAACCUUAAUGUCUUGUUUCAGAGUGAAGACUGCUCUCAGCUACCAUAAUGUCACUUCCAGAACCUGCAGAAUGUUCCUGGAAGGGCAGCAGGAGCCAGCACAACCUCAGCUGGACCAGAAUUGGCUCCAAGGCUUAGCUCUGGCCUAACAUUCAGAAAGGGCAGUUAGGAGACCCAUGGCCAGCUGCCAAAAAGCAGUCCACCUGAAACUGUUCUGUACUAGUGUUGUUUGGGAUUCUUUUGAAUUUCCUUGUCCAUUUUUUUCACUGUAUAUUCUUAGAAAGUGAAAAAGUGUUUUGAAGCUUAGUGGUUAUGUUGAUAGCUUGUGCUUUUAAAAGGAGAACCUUUACUUAAGCCUGUAUUACAGUUUGUUGUAUUGUAGAGAGUCAUUUUAAAAUGAUUAAAUGACUAGCU